Eimeria necatrix is the source of this 1100-nucleotide messenger RNA. RefSeq names its product 5-aminolevulinic acid synthase, putative. Lineage: Eukaryota; Apicomplexa; Conoidasida; Eucoccidiorida; Eimeriidae. Gene Ontology annotation, cellular component: mitochondrion. The transcript is spliced from 3 exons. The annotation marks the transcript as partial. Gene Ontology annotation, molecular function: 5-aminolevulinate synthase activity; pyridoxal phosphate binding. The record is from RefSeq and is a predicted model, not a curated record. Gene Ontology annotation, biological process: heme biosynthetic process.
GCACGCUGGCGAAGGCCGUGGGCGUUUUCGGGGGGUAUGUGGCGGGAAACAAAAACCUGAUUGACUGCAUCAGGUCCUACGCAGCAAGCGGCUCCUUGCUGCAACAGCGCAGGCCUCUCCUUGCUGCAGCCCCGCUGCAGCAAGGAGACACCUCGGCAAGCGCCUCUCACCACCAGCAGCACCAGCAGCAGCAGCACCAGCAGCAGCAGCAGCAGCAGCAGCAGCAGCGUGUGUCUCCUUGCUGCAGCACGGAGCGCUACCUGCAGCAAGUGCGGGCCUGCCAGCUGAAGGCGCUGCUGCUGCUGCACAACCUCCCGCUGCUGUUUAAUGCUUCUCACAUUUUGCCGCUUUUUGUCGGAGACCCCGUCAAGUGCAAACAAGCCACUGACAUGCUGCUGCACGAACACAAGGUGUACAUCCAGCCAAUAAACUUCCCGACAGUGCCGCGGGGUUCUGAGCGGCUGCGGCUGACUCCAAGUCCCCACCACAGCGAAGAAGAUUUGCUGCAGCUAGUUGCUGCUCUUGCUGCAGUUUGGAGACAGCUGCAGCUGCCCACGGCCACGGACUGCCUCAAGCGGGGGCUGUCUCUGAACCGCAGCGGCAGGCAGCAGCAGCAGCUCCUCGACCUGCUGCAGCAGCAAAUGCUCUUCCUCCAGAAGCAGGCAGCAGCAGGCAGCAGCAGCAGCAGCAGCAGCAGCAGCAGCAAGAGGGAGCCCUGUCCCUUCGGCGUCGCCGCGGCGGACCAGUGGAACGCGCAGUGCAGCAGCAGCAGCAGCAGCAGCAGCAGCAGCAGCAGCAGCAGCGGCGACUGGCAGGAGGCGCUGGACCAGGAGAGGGCGCAGCAGCUGCUGCAGCAGCAGGAGGCGCUGCAGCGGGACCUGCUGCAGCGGGACUUGCUGCAGCGGGACUUCCUGCAGCAGCAGCUGCUGCAGCAGGAGAAGCUGCUGCAGCAGCAGCUGCUCUGCUCCCAGUUCUUCUUCACAGACAUCUCCAUUGGGCCCAAUUCCAUCAGCAGCAGCAACGACGCAGCAGCAGCAGCAGCUGCUGCUGCUGCUGCUGCUGCAACCGCAGCAGCAGCACAGAGAAGAAGCACCCCCUGA